Molecule: messenger RNA, 1251 nt
Organism: Triticum aestivum (bread wheat)
Lineage: Eukaryota; Viridiplantae; Streptophyta; Magnoliopsida; Poales; Poaceae
Product: serine protease Do-like HtrA
Exons: 8
Coding region: 1-1251 (416 amino acids)
Molecular function (GO): protein binding
Source: RefSeq, a predicted model, not a curated record
AUGGGUACGCCCCCCUACAUCCCGGACGACGAGGAGUACAGCUUCGAUCUCUACGAGGCCUUCGAGCCCCUCCAGCAAAGAUUCGAAGACAAAAUCGGUCGCCAGAUGCAGAUUCCCACGCUUGAAAACUUCGUGCCGACCUCGUGCCUGACGACGGAAACACAACUUGUCCCCCCAUCCGUCCGGCUGCAACCAAAGCGGUGCUCUUCGCCGCCAAAUUCCUUCUGGGCCUCUCUUCCUCCAUCGGUUCUUGUUCAUUUGCUGGAUAAUACCACCGUAGAGGGCCAGUUACUCUACUACCAGGAGCAUUAUGAAAUUGCUCUCUUUAGAGUUAGAGCGGAACAUCUUGCUCAGUUGCCUUGUCUUAAUGAUGGAGUGCAAUAUGCCCAAGAGGUUUUUCACCUCGGAAGAGACAAACACUUGGAUCUUAGGAUAAACCAUGGUAGGGUGGAAUACUUAAAUCCAGAUGUGUUUCAGCAGUAUCAUUUCAUGUACUUAUCUCGUAGGGAUGUUAACAAGGUAUGUGAUACAUCUAUCUAUGACGACGGAGGGCCUGUGAUCGACCUAGAUGGGAAUGUCGUCGGAAUGGUCAACAUUAGUUCACAAGGAUCUUUUAUACCGUCUUCUAUCUUGCUCAAAUGUUUGAAUUUAUGGAAGAAAUUGGGGUGUAUCCCUCGGCCCCACCUUGGAUUCAAAUUUUUCUCCAUCAAGUUUCUCGACCCAUUUUAUAUUGAGAAGAUAUGGCGCAAGUAUAACAUUGAUGAUGGUCUUAUUGUUAACGAGGUGGCGGAUGGAUCCAAUGCCCAGAGGCUUGGAAUCCAAAGGGGUGAUAUUAUUGCAUGUUUCAAUGGAGAACAGAUUUCUACUACAAUUGAGCUGGAAAAUUUAUUGCUGGACAUGUGUAACGAUCCUCACAGAGUAAAUCAACCCAAUGCUGAAAUUGAUGUCUUGCGCGUCGCGCAGCUCCGCCCUAGCCUCCCCGUUAGCCCCGGAGCGCUCUGCCUCACCGUCUUCGCCUCACGCCCGAACCACCUCGCCGCCGUCGAGCCCGUGGCGCUCGACUCCGGCCACCACAGCCUCCGCAGCCACCCCCAUUCGCUCCGCCGUCGUCUUGCCGUUCGAAUGCGACCGGUCCCGCCCAUUUUGGUGGCCUACAGACGAAACCCGCCACUCACCCGAGCCCCGACGUCCGCCUCUCUGCUCGCCGGUGACAGCUCCGGCGACCUCGGGACGAACCACCACCACCACUAG